Gongylonema pulchrum is the source of this 719-nucleotide messenger RNA. Lineage: Eukaryota; Metazoa; Nematoda; Chromadorea; Rhabditida; Gongylonematidae. The record is from the annotation of a GenBank genome assembly.
GGAGGUCGUGGAGGGCGCAAAAGUGCAUCGGCGGUAUCAGUUAAUGUGCCAGCUACGCAGGGAUUUACGCCCGACCCGAAACCUUUCGCUUGCAAUUUGUGUGGUGCAAAGUACAAGAGUCGUCCGGGUCUGAAUUAUCAUCGAGCUCACGUACACGCAGACAACGUCAGUCCGUCAACAACUCCGCAACCUGCAGCACACCUGCUGUCGCCGAGCAUCGAUGUAUCCACGGUUUGCGACCUAUGCCUUGGUGAUUGCCAUCAAAAUAAAAAAACAAUGGUGCCCGAGCAGCUUUGCUGUCGCCGAGCAUCGAUGUAUCCACGGUUUGCGACCUAUGCCUUGGUGACUGCCAUCAGAAUAAAAAAACAAUGGUGCCCGAGCAGCUUGUCAGCUGCCAUGACUGCGGACGAUCAGCUUCUCAGUACCUCUGAUAAUGUGUUUAUAGGUCAUCCAAGCUGCCUCAAAUUUACCGAGAACAUGCUCACAUCCACCAGCAAGUAUGGCUGGCAAUGCAUCGAGUGCAAGAGCUGUGCAAUUUGUGGAUUUUCUGAUAACGAUGAUCAGCUUCUUUUCUGCGAUGACUGUGACCGCGGAUUUCACUUAUACUGCUUACAACCGCGCCUUUCAAGGGCACCGGAAGGGGAGUGGAGUUGCUGUCUGUGCCAGAAGGAGUUUGGUGCAAAGGCAUCGCUACCAUCUGCAGUAUUCAAAAAAUAAGA